AUGACCUCGAGUUCGCCACCGCGCACGACGAAGAACUGGUGGCAGAGCAAUCGGAAGGUGGGUCUUCUUCUCCUCUAAACUCUGUUGUCUGUGCCUUCCUUGGCGACCUGAUGGUCGCCCUAAGCCGCAGUCUGCGCUUCUCGCCUUCUCUCAGAUCGCCGCCAAGUAUGUCGAGGAUUCCCGAGCUUUAAUGGCGACGGGGGAGCUGUCCAACGCGUCGUCGGCUCUCUCUCUCCUGGAGUCGGCGCUGGCCCUGCAUCCUCUCUCCGAGGCGGCACUGGAGCUCAAGGCCCGCUGUCUCCUCCGCCUCCGCCGCUUCCGCGACGUGGCGGAGCUGCUCCGAGACCACAUCCCCAGCUUCCAAGCGAGCUCGCAGGCCAGCAAGUCGUCGUCUUCCACCUCACCAUCGCCGGAUACCUCCAAGAUCCGGUGCUUCUCCUUCCUGGAGCUGAGGAAGAAGGUGGCGGCCGGUCUCUGCAGAAGUAGCGGCGAUGGAGGAGAAGUAGGCCACUGGAGGUACACUGUGCUCGGCCAGGCCUGCUUCCACCUGGGAAUGCUGGAGGACGCCAUGGCUCUGCUACAGACUGGCCGACGCCUUGCCGCCGCCGCAUCCCGGCGAGAGAGCCGCCGCCGCUCCGACGACAAGCUCCCCUUCUCCGACCCUUCGUCGUCCCCUUCCUCUCUAGCGCCGGCGGAGCUGGCCCACAUUAGGUUCCUCCUCCGGCGCCGCGCCGCCGCCCUCGCGGCCCUCGCGGCCGGCCAUCCCGGCGAGUCCCUCCGCCACUUCUCCAAGAUCCUCGACGGCCGCCGGGGGACCCCCUGCGCCUUCGCCGCCGGCUGCCUGCUCGGACGCGCUGCCGCCCACGGCGCCGCCGCGCGCACCGCCGAGGCCCUCGCCGACUGCAACCGCGCGCUUGCCCUCGACCCCUCGUCCAUCCCGGCGCUGCGCCUCCGCGCGGACCUCCUCGAGGGUGCCGGCUGCCUUGCUGAGUGCCUUCGCGACCUCGACCACCUGAAGCUCCUCUACGGCGCGUCCUUCCACCGCGGAGAGCUCGCCGCUGGCGAGCUGGAGGCGCUCGCCGCGCGGAUCCAGGCGCUGCGGCGGCGUGCUGGUGGUGCCGCCGGCGCGGCGGACAACCACAUGCUGAUGGGCGUGCGGAGGGGCUGCUCGCGGCAGGAGCUGGAGAGGGCGCACCGCCUCCUGUCGCUCAGGAACCGGCCGGAGCGGGCGGCGGCGUUCGUCGACCGGGUGGAGUUCGCCGGCGAGCACCGGGACCUGGAGUCUGUGCGGGAGCAGGCGAGGAUGUCCGCCAUGCUCUUGUGCCGGCAGCUCCAGAAGGCGUACGCCAGCAUCAUGGCGGAGGUCAUGGCGGAGGAGCAGGCGGAGGCGGGGAGGAAGCAGCAGCAGCUCGAUGCCGCUGUGGCGGCGACGGAGCGGGAAGACGGCGUGGGGUGUGGUGGGUUCACUGAGAAUGAGGCGGAGCGGAGAACUCCGCCGGAGUUUGGAAUCGUGGGGAGAGUGCCGCUGCCGGAGACAAAGGCAGCUGCUGCGGCGGCGGUGGUUGCUUCUGUCUUCCAGGGGGUCUUUUGCCGGGACUUGGCCAUCGUCGGGAACCUUCUCUCUCAAGCCGCUGUGAACAGGACGAUUCCUGUUAAAUACGAGGCUCUCAGCUGCUGA
This is a messenger RNA of Spirodela intermedia, 1678 nucleotides long. Lineage: Eukaryota; Viridiplantae; Streptophyta; Magnoliopsida; Alismatales; Araceae. The record is from the annotation of a GenBank genome assembly.